AUGGAUUUGAGCUUCGACUUCAGUGGUGGAUAUGAUGAUUCAGAUUGGGUUAGUGAAGAAGAGUACUUCGAAGUGUCCUCCUCGAGUGGGGAUGAUGAGGACGACCCCAUCGACAACGACUCCGAUGCGGCUGAGAUGGGUGAUGACCCCCACGCGAGUGGCAUCAGUUCAGAUUCGAAGACAUGUCUGGGUGAUGCUCCUUGUUUUAAGUCGACAGAGGAUUUCUUAGACAAGGUGUUCACUACCGAGGAAGAUUCAUAUGCGGCAUACAAACAGUUUGCCCCCCUAAGGGGGUUUGGUGUAAGGAAGGGUAACGUGGCUCGAAUAAAUGGUGUUUUGGUUUGGAAAGUCAGGAGGAUAGACGACAACCAUAACCACCCUCUUGCUACCACCAUGUUUACUCAUCUUCUUCCAAGUCAUCGGAGACUAAGUGAGAGUGAUAAGGCUCAAGUGGAUAGUCUUAAAAAGUUCGGGAUUGCCACUUCGAAAAUUAUGGCUUACAUGGCCGGGCAGUCAGGGGGUUAUGGGAUGCUUCGUUUUACGAAGAGGGAUCUCUACAAUUAUGUUCACAGCCAAAGAAUAGCACAAAUAAACGACGGAGACGCGGCAGCAACGAUAAGUUAUUUGAAAGGCAAAGCCAACGCUGACAUGAUGACGGUCGCCAGAUAUACCAAAACAGCAGAAGACAGACUUGGAAGCCUAUUCUGGGCUGAUGGGCAGAUGAUGGUAGAUUAUCGUCUGUUUGGUGACGUGCUUGCAUUUGAUGCAACAUACCGGUCCAACAAGUACAAGAAGCCUCUAGUAGUCUUCUCUGGAUCAAAUUAUCACAGGCAAACCGCAAUUUUCGGUUUUGCGUUGCUGGAGGAUGAGGAGGUCCAUACAUAUAGGUGGGUGUUGUUGAAUAUUCUAGAUGUCAUGGAUAAUAAGAAGCCUGCCGUUGUGGUCACCGACGGGGAUAAAGCAAUGCGAGCAGCCAUUGCGGAUGUGCUGCCUUCAGCCAGGCAUCGCCUCUGUGGGUGGCACCUGGAGAAAAACUGUGUCCUUAGGGUAAAAGAACCUGAAUUUCGAAAGGUGUUCAAGAAGGCAGUUUACGCAAACUUCGAUGUUGCGGAGUUUGAGGAGUAUUGA
This is a messenger RNA of Arachis ipaensis, 1128 nucleotides long. NCBI's taxonomy places the organism in Eukaryota, Viridiplantae, Streptophyta, Magnoliopsida, Fabales, Fabaceae. The record is from RefSeq and is a predicted model, not a curated record.